AUGGCACGUCCAGCCUUUGUCUCAUCCUUCCCCCUGUUCGCUAUUUUUAAAAAACCAUGUUUGGCUUCGCAGGCUCUCCGAGAUGGUCUUUUCCCCCUUCUUCCUCUUUUUCCAUCUCCCUUCAUCAUGAGUAUUUCACAGCAGAACCCCAAGCACCAUGACGAAGAGGCCAGCCUAACCCGCUCUCCGGCGGACACCGACCUUGGCGACACGUCAAUGGAGAAAUACAAUGCCGACUCAAAGGAGAAGCCCGCGGAGGAAUCGAAGAACGAGGUGCCUCUAAGUCGAAAUAGCAGAUUUUUGAUAUGGACAUUUUUGAAUGUUGUGUCGACGGUUGGAAUCGUGUUCACCAACAAAGCCAUCAUGUCCGAUCCCUCCUUUCGCACUCGCCAAGUCUCCCUCGCCGCAUACCAUUUCUGUAUUACCGGUGUGACGCUUUGGAUAGCCUCGCUCCGAUUCUUCGGUGUUUUCACUCCGAAAUAUGUUAGCUUCUUUCAGAUGGCCCCCAUCGCAGCGGCCAUGGCGAUCCAAGUCGUUCUCCAGAACCUAUCGCUCGCCCAUUCCUCAGUCAUGUUCCAUCAACUUGCGCGACUCCUCCUCACCCCGAAUGUAGCGCUGCUGAACUAUGUUUUGUAUCGGGUGAAAAUCCCUCGUGCCGCUAUCAUACCACUCAUCCUUCUUUGCUCGGGAGUUGCAGUGGUCACAUAUUACGACUCAGUUCCAAAGGCCGAUAACGGGAGCACCACAUCAACCUUAGGUGUGAUUUUCGCACUGACGGCCGUCUGCGCCAGCUCAAUUUAUACGGUGUGGAUAGGAUUCUACCAUAAACGGUUCGAAUUGAGUAGUAUGCAGCUGCUUCUGAACCAGGCACCUAUCAGUGCCGGUAUUCUCCUUUGUUCUAUUCCAUUCGCCGAGACUGCUCCCUCUAUAUCGACUGUGCCGUCGGGUAUAUGGAGCUUGGUCCUAAUGAGUGGGGUUCUUGCAUGUUUUGUAAAUCUUUCCCAGUUUUACAUUGUCGAUGCCGCUGGUGCAGUCAGUGGUGCCGUCAUUGGACAGCUCAAAACUUGCAUUAUUGUAGGCUUGGGCUGGGCGUUGAGCGGUCGAUCUAUACCACGUGAGAGCCUCUUUGGCAUAAUUGUGGCGUUGGUUGGGAUGAGCAUGUACAUGAACACUAUCCUUAGAAGUCAAAGUAGAUAA
Messenger RNA from Aspergillus calidoustus, 1197 nucleotides. The record is from the annotation of a GenBank genome assembly. NCBI's taxonomy places the organism in Eukaryota, Fungi, Ascomycota, Eurotiomycetes, Eurotiales, Aspergillaceae.